Messenger RNA from Telopea speciosissima, 606 nucleotides. RefSeq lists its product as uncharacterized. Bases 1 to 606 code for a protein of 201 amino acids. The record is from RefSeq and is a predicted model, not a curated record. The transcript has a single exon. NCBI's taxonomy places the organism in Eukaryota, Viridiplantae, Streptophyta, Magnoliopsida, Proteales, Proteaceae.
AUGAUACAGGUACUUCGUCCAUUCAUCGGCAAGUUUCUUGUAGUUUACUUUGAUGACAUUCUUAUCUACAGUCACACCACUGAGGACCAUCUCGAUCAUCUGAAGCACAUGUUGAGAGUGUUACAUACAGGGAAACUCUUCAUCAGCCUCAAAAAAUGUUCUUAUAUGUUGCCUAAGAUUGUCUUCCUUGGGUUUAUUAUAUCUUCAGCAGGGGUUGAAGCUGAUCCGAAGAAAGUGCAAAGCAUAGUCGAUUGGCCAGUACCACAAACCUUGAUAGAGGUCAGGAGCUUCCAUGGCCUAGCAUCUUUUUAUCGACAUUUUAUUCAGAACUUCAGUGGCAUCAUGGCACCCAUUACUGAAUGCAUGAAGAAAAGUAAGGGUAGAUUCCAGUGGACACCGGCUGCUACCAAAGCUUUUGUAUUGAUCAAGCAAAAGAUGACUGAGGCACCUGUUCUACGGCUUCCAAACUUAGAUGUCAUAUUUGAGGUAGCUAUAGAUGCAUCCCAUGCUGGGAUUAGAGGAGUUCUCAUGCAAUCAAAUCAUCCCAUUGCCUACUACAGUGAGAAACUCAACGAUGCUAAGCGGCGUUACUCUACCUAUUGUUGA